AGCAAUAAGUUACAUGAUCUUUACCCAACAUGGCCAGUCGAGCAGUGUAUAUUGUUGCAGCAAAAAGAACACCCUUUGGGACGUUUGGUGGCAAGUUAAAAGGUAUUACUGCCACUGACCUGGGUAAAGCAGCUGCCAGUGCUGCUCUAGAAGCAGGAAAAGUACCUGCUGAGGCUGUGGACUCGGUCAUUGUGGGGAACGUGGCUCAGUCAUCAACUGAUGCGUGCUACCUUGCUCGGCAUGUGGCCCUGAAGGCAGGAGUACCCAUUGCAGUGCCUGCACUCACCAUCAACCGUCUCUGUGGCUCAGGAUUCCAGUCCAUCAUUAAUGGAGCUCAUGAAAUCUUGCUGGGACAAUCUGAAGUGGUAUUGACUGGAGGCACGGAAAGCAUGAGUCAGGCCCCGUACGCUGUCAGGAAUACUCGCUGGGGAUCACCACUUGGGAUGGACCUCAAGAUGGAGGACACUUUGUGGGCCUCUCUGACUGACUCCUAUGUCAAGCUGCCCAUGGCCCUCACUGCAGAGAAGCUGGCAGAGCAGUACGGCAUCACCAGAGAGCAGUGUGACCAGUUUGCACUGUCCAGUCAACAGAAAUGGGCCAAUGCUGACAAGAAUGGCCACUUUGUUGCUGAGUUAGCUCCACUUGAGGUGAAGGGCAAGAAAGGGAAGGAAGUGUUUGACAGAGAUGAGCAUCCCAGAGAGACCACUUUCGAGAAGCUGGGAAAACUACCGUCAGUCUUCAAGGAAAACGGCACCGUCAGUGCUGGAAAUGCCUCAGGAAUAUGCGAUGGUGCCGGAGUGGUGAUCAUAGCCAGUGAGGAGGCAUGCUCCAAGCACAACCUCACCCCUCUUGCCAGACUGGUGGCCUACGAUGUCAUAGGGGUGGACCCCACUAUUAUGGGUAUAGGGCCUGCCUAUGCUAUACAGAAUGUGCUCAAAAAGACAAAGAUGACCUUGGACAAAAUUGAUCUGGUCGAGGUGAACGAAGCGUUUGCUGCUCAGUUCCUGUCUGUGGAGAAGGAGGCAGGGUUGGACAGAGAGAAGACCAAUACCAACGGAGGUGCCAUUGCCCUGGGCCACCCUCUGGCUGCCUCAGGCUCACGUAUCACUGCACAUCUUGUUCAUGAGUUGCAGAGGAAGAGUCUCAAGUAUGCUAUAGGUUCCGCCUGCAUUGGAGGAGGACAGGGCAUUGCUCUAUUGCUGGAGAGAGUGUGAUGCUGUUAGAAUUGACUGCGUAUUAAUUUAUUUAGCUUUGUGGUAGUCAGUAGUCUACUGUAACAGUUUCGUCAGUCUGG
Molecule: messenger RNA, 1294 nt
Organism: Halichondria panicea
Lineage: Eukaryota; Metazoa; Porifera; Demospongiae; Suberitida; Halichondriidae
Product: 3-ketoacyl-CoA thiolase, mitochondrial-like
Exons: 7
Coding region: 30-1214 (394 amino acids)
Cellular component (GO): mitochondrion
Molecular function (GO): acyltransferase activity, transferring groups other than amino-acyl groups
Source: RefSeq, a predicted model, not a curated record